AUGUUUACAACUCGAUUACUAAGAUUCUCAAGAUUUUAUUCUAGCGUUUCCUCAUCCCUUAAGACAGUGGAUGGCUUUGUUGGCGCGAUAGGAAAUACUCCUUUGAUACGACUAAAUGGAGUAAGUAAAGAAACAGGAUCAGAAAUUUUUGGAAAAGCCGAAUUUAUGAAUCCUGGUGGCUCGGUAAAAGAUCGUGCUGCUUUAUUUGUGGUUAAAGAUGCGGAGGAGAAAGGUCUACUCAAGCCAGGCGGUACUGUUGUGGAAGGUACAGCUGGUAACACGGGUAUAGGGCUUGCUCAUGUUUGUAGAUCAAGAGGAUAUAAUUGCGUGAUUUACAUGCCAAACACUCAAAGUCAAGAAAAAAUUGACCUACUUCGAAUGUUGGGAGCGGAAGUUUAUCCAGUUCCAGCAGUCGCUUUUGAGAAUCCAGAAAAUUAUAAUCAUCAAGCCCGACGACAUGCAGAAAAAACCUCGAAUGCUGUUUGGACGAAUCAGUUUGAUAAUAUUGCAAAUCGACGCUCUCACUUAGAAACCACUGGACCAGAAAUUUGGGAACAAACCGAUGGCCUUGUAGACGGAUUCACGUGCGCUACCGGUACUGGUGGCACUCUUGCAGGUGUUACUCGCUUCUUGAAAGAAAAGAAUCAAAAGGUUAAAUCAUUCAUUGCUGACCCCCCGGGUUCCGUCUUAUAUAGUUACUUCAAGAGUGGCGGAAAGUUAACGGAGCGUUCAGGAAGCUCGAUAACCGAAGGAAUAGGUCAGGGGCGCGUGACCACCAAUCUUCAGCAAGAUUUGGAUUUGAUUGAUGAUGCAUUAUAUAUUUCGGAUGAGAAAUCUAUCGAAAUGGUGUACAGAAUGCUGGAUGAGGAAGGUCUCUACAUGGGCGCAUCGACAGCAUUAAAUGUUGUAGCUGCGGUCGAGAUGGCCAAAAUACUAGGUCCAGGUAAGAAAAUUGUAACCAUCCUUUGUGAUGGUGCAUAUAGAUAUCAAACGCGGUUAUUUAGUCGAAAAUGGUUAGAAAGUAAGGGACUCCUCCACGCAAUUCCAGAACAUUUACAAAAAUAUAUU
Messenger RNA from Funneliformis caledonium, 1068 nucleotides. Lineage: Eukaryota; Fungi; Glomeromycota; Glomeromycetes; Glomerales; Glomeraceae. The record is from the annotation of a GenBank genome assembly.